Aegilops tauschii subsp. strangulata is the source of this 1029-nucleotide messenger RNA. Lineage: Eukaryota; Viridiplantae; Streptophyta; Magnoliopsida; Poales; Poaceae. The record is from RefSeq and is a predicted model, not a curated record.
AUGGUUCACGAGGAUGAGAGCAGCGACGACUACUCCAGCCUACAGUACAUGAACUCCUCCGAUGACGACAGCAUGUUGGACCGGAUCCCUGCCAGCAUUGAAGACCAAGACUACAUGGGCAUUGAGACUGGAACCAUUGUUCCCUGCGAGCAGCAUGGACUGCCAUGUGAGAGGCGUGUAGCCUUUGAGGGAUUUGAGACGGGCAGGAGGUUCUUAGCCUGUCCUCUUAAAGAAGAUCAGAACUGUGGUUCUGUUCAAUGGGUUGACCCAGAGUGGCCUCCUACAAUGCAAAAUGCACUGUUGAAGCUAUGGGAAAUGUAUCAAGACAGCAAGAGUGAUAGGAGGAAGGAUAACCUGGAGAGUUCACUCGCUAUUCAUCAUUUGACAGAAGAAAAAAAUAAACUGGAGGCCAACUAUGACAAAUUAGUUGAAGAUGUUCAUGAACUUUUGAAUGCCCAAGAGGAUAGGGUGCUGGAUUUCAGAUAUUUGCAGUCUAAGAGUGCAGAGGAGAGGAAUGCUGAGGUGACCAACUCAGUUGUCUCAGAUAUGAAGACAAAGAUGGAGAAGAAAGAGGCAGAGAUCUUCAAGCUGCAAGGGAAGUAUGAAGUCCUUAUGAACCUGACAAAAGCCCAAGGCACUGUCAUCAGGAACCUGAAGUUUAACCAUUUGAAAGAGAAUGAAGUGCUUAGUGCAGACAUGAGAAACUUGCAGUUCCAGGUUGCUGAACUAACGAAGCUAACCCAAGAAAAUCUCAAGUUGAAGCAGGAUGCUGAACUCACCCAGUCUCAGGAAAAGCUUACCCAAGAGAAUCUCCAGCUGAAGGAUCACAUUGGUGAUAUGAAAAAGGGACAUGAUAAGCUCAUCCAAGAGAAUCUCCAGCUGAAGGAUCACAUGGGUGAUCUGAAAAAGGGCCAUGACAAGCUCACUAAAGAUAGGGCUCAGCUCAAGCUUCAGAUUGCUAAUCUGUUGAAGGCAGAGGAGAAGAACAAGCAGAAGAUGAAGGGGAUCCAGGCCAUCUUGGAUGAAUGA